Molecule: messenger RNA, 882 nt
Organism: Nicotiana attenuata
Lineage: Eukaryota; Viridiplantae; Streptophyta; Magnoliopsida; Solanales; Solanaceae
Product: pectinesterase-like
Exons: 2
Coding region: 1-882 (293 amino acids)
Biological process (GO): cell wall modification
Molecular function (GO): pectinesterase activity; pectinesterase inhibitor activity
Source: RefSeq, a predicted model, not a curated record
AUGGCUGCAGUCUCAGCAGCUCCAAACAACAGCGUUACAUAUUACUACAUCAAAAUAAAACAAGGAACCUACAAUGAAUACGUCCAAAUCGAAAGCUGGAAAACGAAUAUCGUUUUCAUCGGAGAAGGAAUGGACAAAACCAUAAUAUCCGGAGAUAAAAGUUAUGGUGCAGGCAUCGGGACAAUGUAUACUGCAACUGUGGGGGUGAAUGGCCAGGGCUUCGUAGCCCAAGGAAUCACUUUUAGGAACAUAGCUGGACCUAAAAUGCUACAGGCAGUAGCAUUAAGAGCGGAAGCUGAUUUUCUUACCUUCUACCAAUGUCGUUUUGAGGGUUAUCAAGAUACUUUAUAUGCAAAGUACGGUAGACAAUUUUAUAGGGAUUGUGAUAUCUUGGGCACCAUAGACUUUAUCUGCGGUGAUGCAACUGUAGUAUUCCAAAAUUGUUUGAUUGAAGUACGUCAGCCUUUGCUUGGCCAAUAUAUUACCGUUACAGCACAACAAAGAGAUUUUGAGACUACGCUAACGGGGCUAGUUUUGCAAAACUGCACCUUAAAAGCAACCCCGGACUUGGAGAAAGCAGGUAAUAUCACUAUGUAUUUAGGUCGCCCAUGGGGUAACUUCUCAAGAACUGUGAUUCUACAAAGUUAUAUUGACCUAUUGAUAAAUCCACUAGGAUGGAUAGACUUUGAGGGAAUGCCCCUAGUCCGCCCAUUUUAUAUGGAAUAUAAAAACAGCGGACCAGGUGCAGAUACAACAGGACGUGUGAAGUGGGCAGUUGCCACGGAUGAUUCAAAAGUCGCAUCAAGUUUCACUGUUAGGAAUUUCAUAGGCGGUGACAAAUGGAUACCUCCCACAAUUCCACAUUAUUUGGAUCUCCUGUGA